Messenger RNA from Prosopis cineraria, 1103 nucleotides. Its product is annotated as NADPH-dependent aldehyde reductase 1, chloroplastic-like. Bases 107 to 988 code for a protein of 293 amino acids. The record is from RefSeq and is a predicted model, not a curated record. Lineage: Eukaryota; Viridiplantae; Streptophyta; Magnoliopsida; Fabales; Fabaceae. Gene Ontology annotation, molecular function: oxidoreductase activity. The transcript has 4 exons.
UCUUUUCCCUCCUCUUCCCAAAACCCACUUGAAAAGUCGCUUUCCUGCCACAUCUUCAUCAACCCAGGAGAUCCUCCCCUCUGUUCCCAAAAGCUUGCGAGUAAGGAUGGCUUCCGGUGAACAGAAAUUCCCCCGACAAAAGCAAGAAACUCAGCCUGGAAAAGAACAUGCCAUGGACCCUGUGCCUCAAUUCACAAGCCCCAAUUACAAGCCAUCAAACAAGCUUCAAGGGAAGAUAGCACUAAUUACGGGAGGUGACUCCGGGAUAGGAAGAGCCGUGUGCAACUUGUUUGCCUUGGAAGGAGCCACCGUGGCCUUCACGUACGUGAAGGGACAGGAGGACAAAGACGCAGAGGACACGCUUGAAAUGAUCAACAGGGCUAAGGCUUCGGAUGCGAGGGAGCCAAUGGCCAUACCGGCCGACGUGGGUUACGAUGAGAACUGCAAGAAAGUUGUGGACGAGGUGGUGAAUAGGUACGGCAGGAUCGACAUCUUGAUCAACAACGCCGCCGAGCAGUACGAGGCUGGAUCAGUGGAGGAGAUCGAUGAGAAGAGGCUGGACAGGGUGUUUAGAACCAAUAUAUUCGCUUAUUUCUUCAUGGCCAGGCAUGCGUUGAAGCACAUGAAGGAGGGAAGCAGCAUCAUUAACACGACAUCAGUGACAGCGUACAAAGGGAGUGCGAAGCUACUGGAUUACACGGCCACGAAGGGGGCGAUAGUGGCGUUUACGAGGGGACUGUCGCUGCAACUGGCGAGCAGGAAGAUAAGAGUGAAUGGGGUGGCACCUGGACCCGUAUGGACUCCAUUGAUUCCUGCGUCCUUCAAGGAGGAUGAAACCUGUCAGUUUGGUGAGGAGGUGCCCAUGAAGAGAGCUGGCCAGCCCAUUGAGGUCGCUCCAUCUUAUGUGUUCCUCGCUUGCAACCACUGUUCUUCUUACAUCACUGGCCAAGUCCUCCACCCCAAUGGUGGGACCAUUGUUAAUGCUUGAAGCAUGGGUGAUUUCUGCGAUCUCAAAUAAUCAUGUAACUGAGGGUUUUCCUUUAUCAUUAUUAGCUAUACACCACUGUAGUUGAGACGAAUUUCCUUUUGAACUUGUACACGUG